Molecule: messenger RNA, 3772 nt
Organism: Atta colombica
Lineage: Eukaryota; Metazoa; Arthropoda; Insecta; Hymenoptera; Formicidae
Gene: milt
Product: trafficking kinesin-binding protein milt
Exons: 10
Coding region: 287-3499 (1070 amino acids)
Source: RefSeq, a predicted model, not a curated record
GCGAAGGAUCGAAUCUUACGACAGUUGCGUGCGCGUUUUUUUACGCUUUAUCGUAUUCGUACAAAUUUCUUUGCCCAUUCACACGAGUUGCAAAUUUAACAAUUGCGGAUUUAUCUCUUUGUGGAUCAUUCCCUCGAUUCGAUCGCGUCGCGCGAAUUUUGAUGUUUAAAUUACAUUAGCAUAAUCAAAAACUUUACGCGCAUUGUUCAGUGUUUCUUUUUAUCGCCGUUCUAUUUUAUUAAAUAUAAAAUACCUUUCUUUCAUGCCGUGAUAUCAAUGUCGCGCGAUGUUGUUGCGAGGUAUUGCAUUCGCGGAAGCGCGCCGCAAUUCAGCGCGGCGCGUCUUCAAGAACCGCGACAAGACUCAAGGAUGCGAGAGGGACGCAUUGGAUCUUUCCCACGAUGGAUCUCUGGCCCGACACGUGCGCAUGAAGAUGAUGGCUUAUCAGCCCAUGGAGGUGCCGCUAUCCUCCAUUUUUUCAAAUUCUUUUGAAAGCGAGGCGAUAUCGCUCUUCGCUACAGCGUCCAAGCUGGCCACCGUGGAAGAUGAGGGUCCAAAGCGGCCCGAAGGCCCCAUCCGACCAUCCGCCGCCUCCCUGAAGGUUUCACCCACGGCAAGGGCAAUUCUCCAGGCAUCAAGGUCAUCGAAGAAGCUAGUUACUCCCGUUAGUACACGCGACGCUGAGACUAUCACGGAUGUAUGCAGCGGCGAGGAAUUGCCAGAAGUCGAGAUAAUCAGCCUGCUAGAAGAACAAAUACCGAGAUAUCGUCUCCGGGCCGACACCUUAACGCAAUUCCAAGGAUACGAGAACGCCGAUUGGUUUAUCCCAGCGCCUGCCCUCAAAUCAGAGGACGUCGAUUUGAAAUUAUCGCCGGAUCAGAUCCGGGAGACUCUUAACUACUUUAUCUUAUGUAGCAACCGAGUGAGCCAAAUGACAAAGACCUAUAAUGAUAUAGAAGCAGUUACAAGGCUUCUAGAGGAGAAAGAAAAAGACUUGGAGCUUACAGCGCGCAUCGGCAAAGAAUUGCUGGCACACAAUCAAAAGCUCGAAACCACAGUAAACGCAUUAGAAAAUGAACUUAAGGAAGCGAAUGAGAAAAUUACUCAAUUGAAUCAUGAAGUAUUGAAAAAGACCGAGCUGAUACAGGUACUGACGAACGAUGUGGACGAAUCUAGCUCAGAGGCUGGAACUCCCACCGGCCUACGCGGCAUUAAUUUGGAGAUGUUACAAAGAAAGGUUUCCUGUUUGGAAGACGAAAAUAAGCAGCUUCGCAGCGAGUUCGCGAAAUUAGUUUGUGAUGCCGACAAUUCCGAAGAACAGGAGGCACGCCUUGUAAAAGAUAUCGCAGCGCAAUUAGCAAACGCUAAUAUGGAGGUGGAUGGUAUAGCGGAAGAGCUUGGGCGGCAAAAAGAUGAGAAUCGAUUGCAGCAUGAGCAAAUAAUUAGUCUUACUGCAAAAUUAGCUGAGACAGAGCUUAGGCUCGCUCAACUGAUGGCGGAGCACGACGAAGUGGGAGCAACUCUAGUCAUCACUAGGGAUAAUCAAAAUACACUUGCCGCUGAAUUAGCCGAAUUCAAAGAACGAUAUGCGGAGGUGGUGAACUUGUUAGCCGAAACACAAGAACAAUUGCGAAAACAGAGAAAACGCGGAAUGCCGACUGUGCGCGGUGGAUCGCUAUUCCCGUCGAUGGGUGCAGCACCUCAACCGGAUUCUAUCGCUUCUGAAUUGGAAUCGUCCCUUUACUCGGAAUUAAGCAUUGACUCUGGAAUUGGAGCAGGUGAUAGAAUUCCAACCUACAAGAAAGUAUUUGAGACUGUUCGUACAGCAUCUCGAGCAACACAUGCGGGAAUGGAUCCCAACCAGUUUCCUAGGUUAAAUUCUAUGACGACAUCGACAUUAUCUAGCAGUUCUAUUGGUCCGCGAAUGAGUUGUGGGCAAGUGCGACCGCAAGCAUCUACAUUUCCCAGUUUGGAUUCUACCGGUGAGAGCGAAGGAUCCUUGCUCAUCGAAUCUGAAGAUUACCCAGGACCACAACGAACGGGUGUACCUGGUGCUCCUGGUGCUGCUGAUCUAGAAGCCGCUAUACGUCGUCUAACUCCUGCGGAAGUAUUAGCAAGGCGUGCAUGUCUCAGUACAGGUGCUGGUUACAGUUACGAUUACGACGGUGGCAUAUUACAUUCCCCACCAAUCUUCUUGCCUUUUGAUUGUCGCACUCCGGACAGCAUUAUGUCGACUGGCAGUAGCGGCAACCUAAGCGGUUACAGCGGCAACAGUGGCAACGCUUGGCGUAUUCCGCAGAAGUUACAGAUAGUCAAACCAAUGGAGGGUUCCCAGACGUUGCAUCAUUGGUCACGACUGGCGACGCCAACAUUAGGUGGAUUGCUGGAAGACAGACCAGGCGUUAAGACUAGAGGUGGUCGUGCUCUCGAAGAUCUCGGUCUCAUAACGUUUACGUUAAGCGAUUUGGAGGAAGAUGAGGAAUACACUAAUCCUGGUAAACCGUUCCAAGACACUGGCUCCAUUUACACCUUUACUAAUAGUACCGUUAUGCAUCCGGAUGAUCAUACUACCAGCGUAACACCGAGCAUCGUUAGUAGUCGCGUCGCUUCGGCACCCAAUAGUGGUAUGAACUCUGGUAUGAGCACCCCUCGUACGCACAGCCGUCGCAAUUCAACAUCAACGUUUUCCACUACGCUUGGAUUGGCUAAAAUGUUGAACGAAAGAGGAAUCAAAGCUGUCACGCCCUCGUGUAUAGGCACGCCUACUGACGAUCGGAAUUUCUCACCGACUGCUACACCGUGCAACAGUCCAGAUGCGAGUCUGUCACCGACAAGGUCAUCAUCACCAGUACCGGAGAGCGCUGCCUCGUUGACAUUGGGACUGCUCAGCACCGGAGCGGAAUUACUGAGGCGUACUUUUAGUUAUGAGCCACCAGCGCCAGUGCAAGUUAAGAAGAAGAGACCAAAGUCGACAAUUUCACGCUCCGACAAAAAAGCUCUCACGGGUAUACGUCUGGUGGAGAAAUUGGAGAGAAUUGGUAUUGAUACAAUCAUAGCUACUACAGCCAGCUCGUCAAUUUCACCGUUAGCUUUACAAGGUGCUUUAUACACGCGUCGUUCGACUGGAAGUCCAAUGGCACAAUUGACUUUCCUCAAAACUUCGAUGUCCUCCAGUAUCAGCCAAGAGAAGUUAAUAUCUCCUUUGUCUUCAACAUCCUCCACUAGUGACGAAUUUCCGCCGAGCAAAUCGCCAUUAUUGCUCGGUAAACGAGAUGAUAGCAAGGAGCCUGAACCAAGCAUGUCUGGUUCCAAUGCAUUUAACUCGAGAGCAACGGGUCAGUCACCGGAUCGACAACGACGAUCGGGUACUAGAGCAACGAGGCCCGAUCUGGGUAGAGUUAAGCCACCAAUUCCGACGCCUGUAACUAAAGAAUCCAAACAGUCGGCAUUGGGAGCAAUAAGCUCGCUUCUUUUUGGUCGUAAAGGUGGCUUAUUGUGAAUAUUUUGUAAUGGGAUAGGAGACAAAUCAUUCAAUUCCAGCGAAUUAUUUUUUAACAUGUUCGCAGAAAAAGAGCUCAUUUUUUUAUUACCUGGAAAUUUCGAUUCACUUCGGUACGGCAUUACUUGAGUACACGAUAUGCUUUUGUCGCCAAUAUUAUUGAUUGUCUAGACUUGGAUGUAUUCGCUAAUGUAAUUCGUACAACAAUUUUUGAAUCUAAUGUGAUGAAUCACUGUAAAUAAUCAUGAAAAUAUUAACGUUAAUAAGAUAAAU